Molecule: messenger RNA, 870 nt
Organism: Strongylus vulgaris
Lineage: Eukaryota; Metazoa; Nematoda; Chromadorea; Rhabditida; Strongylidae
Source: the annotation of a GenBank genome assembly
CAAGAGUCGUGUACGCAUGUCUACUCCUGAGAGGUGGGAGUGGCAACAAAUGGUGGGUGCUGGUGUUGUCACCAACAUGGACCGUCCAGAUUUUGAUGAAGAGUCUGGAGUUUUGAGGCCAGAGGAAGAGGAGAGUGAUGGAGAGGAUUAUGAGGUUGAAAUCGUGGAGGAGGAGCCAGAAUUCCUUCGCGGAUACGGCAAGGGAAAUCAAGAGAUUGAGCCGGUCAAAGUGGUCAAAAAUCCUGAUGGAAGCAUGGCACAAGCUGCUCUCAUGCAGAGCGCAUUGUCAAAAGAGCGAAGAGAAGCAAAAAUACAAGCAAAUCGAGAAAAAGACGCCGAGAGGAGUAGCGGUCUGAAGUCAAACAGCACUCGAAUACUUGACCCCAUGCAAGAAAGAGAUAUGGGUAAUGACGAUGAUAGAGGGCCUAUGAGACGUGAUAAGGACAUGCCAGAGUGGAUGAAACACGUUACUGCAGGAGGAAAGGCAACCUAUGGCAAACGCACUAAUUUAAGCAUGAAAGAGCAACGCGAAACUCUGCCAAUAUUUAGUCUGAAGAAAGCAUUGCUGCAGGCUAUGGCUGAUAACCAGAUACUCGUAGUAAUCGGAGAAACAGGUUCAGGGAAAACAACGCAGAUAACACAGUACGCCGUGGAAGCGGGAUUUGCUCGAAAAGGAAAAAUCGGUUGUACGCAACCCAGACGCGUGGCUGCAAUGUCCGUAGCGAAAAGAGUUGCUGAAGAAUUCGGGGCCAAGUUAGGUCAAGAAGUCGGAUAUACAAUUCGUUUUGAAGAUUGCACCAGGUACGCAGUAGUCCUUGGUAGUUUGAACUUUUCCUUUUAUCACAAUGAUACAGUCGCAUUCACAUAAUA